CACCCCCACUCCUAUACAACCAAGAAAAAGCAGAAUGCAAAAAUUAAACCCAAUCCCCUUCCCCCUCCCCCUAACCCUAGGAACAGACAUCGUCCACCUCCCCCGCAUCACCCGCCUCGUCACCCGCCCCGGCGGCUUCCUCACGCGCUUCACGCGUCGCAUCCUGCACGAGCAAGAGCAGCGCGAUUUUCGGGCCCGGUUUGGUCUUUUCCCUGUCUCCCCUCCUACUGUCUCUUCUGCUGGGGAUAAGAAUGAUAAAAACGGAUCGGCUACACCCCCCCAAUUCCCCGUGUCGGGCGACAUGACGCGCUGGUUGGCGGGUAGGUUCGCCGCGAAGGAGGCAGCGCGCAAGGCGGCGCCUGGGGGAGCGGCUAGUUUGAGCUGGAAGGAUGUGCUUGUGAGGGCUGGGGAGGAGAAGGGUGGGGUGAGGGGGCGCCGGAGGUGGUGUUUUUGGGGAGGGGGAGGGUGA
This is a messenger RNA of Aspergillus campestris IBT 28561, 469 nucleotides long. RefSeq lists its product as uncharacterized. Gene Ontology annotation, molecular function: holo-[acyl-carrier-protein] synthase activity; magnesium ion binding. The transcript has a single exon. NCBI's taxonomy places the organism in Eukaryota, Fungi, Ascomycota, Eurotiomycetes, Eurotiales, Aspergillaceae. The record is from RefSeq and is a predicted model, not a curated record. Bases 35 to 469 code for a protein of 144 amino acids.